Alternaria conjuncta is the source of this 366-nucleotide messenger RNA. RefSeq lists its product as uncharacterized. NCBI's taxonomy places the organism in Eukaryota, Fungi, Ascomycota, Dothideomycetes, Pleosporales, Pleosporaceae. The record is from RefSeq and is a predicted model, not a curated record. The transcript has 2 exons. Bases 1 to 366 code for a protein of 121 amino acids.
AUGGCCGGCCCGAUCUUCGACCCCCAUGAUCCUUAUAAUGCUUUAGUCUCGGGUGAUUUGGGAAGUUUCCUCGACGACUUCGCUUCAAAGCAUGGUGCCAAGAAAUUACAAAACCAACCGCAGUUUAUGGAGAACCUCGGAUUUUCAUCGGAAGUAAGCAUGGCCGACCUAUUGGCGGCUGAUACCGGCCGUUUCAUGCCUACUGCAUCGAACCUAGGCGUAGAUAACAGCGAGGAAUCUCCUCAAUUCCCGCUCAACACUUUCUACGAUGCUGGACAAUACCUAGCUAUUCAAGAAGUCCAGAUUAGCAGAGUCAAGACAAAUGCCUUCAUCAUUCUGGGCGUCGCAUUCAGGAACGAUGCUUGA